UUCAAAAAACAAAUCAUUAUCGAAAAUCGUUUGGUAGAUUAAGUGAACCUUUUCAAGAACUUAGACUUGAAGCUCGAACGACUGCUAUUAUGGCUUCUAAUUUACUUGGAAUCCGAUAUGAAUCUUCUUCGAACCAACCGGGUUUGGAUUUAGCUAAGAAGUGGUUUGAAAAAUCUCUUGGGUAUACUGAUUUGUCAUCUGAACUUAAUCUCAUGAAAGAUGAAAGAUUAAGUAAAUUGUCAAAUGAAAUUCAUGGACAUCUUGAUCGACUUGAACGUAAAUCUAAAUCAAUUUCAUCUAUUACAAGUUCAACUUGAGGAUGAUCGGCAAAAGCAAAUUAAAAGACUUGUUAGAUGAAUGUAGAUCGUUAGGUAAGAUGGAAUUCAUUUACCAAUUGUCAUUGAUUAGAUGAACACAUAGUAAUGUUUUAAAGGGUUUUGUUCAUAAUUUUAAAAUAUAAUAUGGAGAUUUGAGGUAUGUUAGUCUUUUAGGAGUGAUUUAUAAUACUUUUGAAAAAUUCAAUAAAUCAACAACACAAUAUAUCAAUUAUAAAUCAUCAAUCUGAGAUCCAAAAUAUAUAACUUGUUGUUUUCUUUAUGUUCUCUAUUCUUAAAUCCGUAGGUUUUUUCGGGUUAUUCAACUUUGUAUUUAUUUACGUAUCGCAAUUUACUACAGGUACAUAUCUU
Molecule: messenger RNA, 686 nt
Organism: Melampsora larici-populina 98AG31
Lineage: Eukaryota; Fungi; Basidiomycota; Pucciniomycetes; Pucciniales; Melampsoraceae
Exons: 2
Coding region: 90-317 (75 amino acids)
Source: RefSeq, a predicted model, not a curated record